UUUUGCCUCCAUUCCAUCCCCAUCCACUAAAUGCUCUUUGCCUUCCCCUCUUCCUUCUCCAUUACCUUUUUCUCACUCAUCAACUUGCUCUUCUCUUUCUCUUUCUCCAAUUAGGGUUCCUCUUUGUCUGCAGCGAUAAAUUCUGCAGGGGGGUUGGUUAGGUUAUUUUAUCAUCAGUUUUCCACUUCCCAAGGCAGAGCAAACCAACAUCCUCCUCAAACAUACACAGCUCAUUCAUUUAAGGGGAAAAGCAGUGAAAAUGGCUUCUUCCAGCUCUUACAAUUCACCCUGUGCUGCUUGCAAAUUGUUGAGGAGGAAAUGCAUGCCAGGCUGCAUCUUUGCACCUUACUUUCCACCGGAGGAGCCCCAAAAGUUUGUGAAUGUUCACAAGAUCUUUGGAGCGAGCAACGUGACCAAGCUCCUCAACGAGCUCCUCCCUCACCAAAGAGAGGACGCGGUGAAUUCCCUUGCCUAUGAAGCUGAGGCGAGAGUAAGAGAUCCGGUUUACGGCUGCGUUGGUGCCAUCACUUUCCUGCAGAGACAAGUACAAAGGCUCCAGAAAGAACUUGAUGCAGCUAAUGCCGACUUGAUCCGCUACGCCUGCAACGACAUCUCAACAUCCUUGCCUCAAGCACCGGGGACGAGAUCAUUUCAACCGCUCACUCCCCGUAACAGGCUAGCUGAAUUUAACAGAAGGAAUAUUGACAAUGAAGGAGGAGGAUUCUAUCAGGUCCCUGGUGCUCUUCCUUAUUCUUUUCCUUGGAAUGAUACCUCUUCGGGUGAUAUCAACGAUGGAGGAGGAGAAGGUGGCAUGUGAACAACCAAGAAAUUUCAGAGAGUAUACUAUGCUCCAUUUAGGGUUUCCUAUAUGGGGCAUAUGAUCUUGCUGGGAUGAGUGUUUCUUUUACAUUUUUAAGUGAAAGUUUGGUCUAUGGUUAGCCUCUCUAUCUUCUGGAUUUCCCUUAGUCUGAGCUAGAGAUGUCUCGCUUAGCUUUUCUAGUUUUUAUUGUUUGCCUAGGUGGUGGUGGGUGCAAUAAGACUAUACUGUUGUCCUACUAAUACCAGGGGGAUUUUAAAAUGUGUCAUCGGCAUUUACUAUAUAUAUUUAUGUAUUGUGGUAAUUUGAACCUAAAUAAGGGUAAUAGAAGCCAUAUAUAUAUGGCAGCUAAGCCUUUGGUCGCGUCAUUUGGGCAGAAGUAGCUCUAGGCAUGGGUGCAUGUGAAGCUGCUCUUCCUCCUCUGUCAUUGUUUAUGCUUUAAAGAAUAAGUGGAAUGAAAUAGAUGCAGUGUUAAGGUCCAA
Messenger RNA from Hibiscus syriacus, 1299 nucleotides. RefSeq names its product protein LATERAL ORGAN BOUNDARIES-like. Lineage: Eukaryota; Viridiplantae; Streptophyta; Magnoliopsida; Malvales; Malvaceae. The transcript is spliced from 2 exons. Bases 260 to 817 code for a protein of 185 amino acids. The record is from RefSeq and is a predicted model, not a curated record.